CUGUAAAUUAGUUUUCCAACUCUUGUUUUUGGAUAUGGUAUAGUAUGGUGAUGGUAUAAAGGGAAAUGCAUUGAAAUUUCUUGGAAAAUAUUUUUUUACUUAUAUUAAGGUCUUAACCUCACUGUGAGACUUAAUUGUUAGAUGCCAAGUAUUGCAGUUAAAAACAUUCACAGACUUUUGAUGACUCUGUACACAGCGCAUCCACCAGGUCAAGCCAUAAAAGCUACGCAGUUUCCUUGCUUAGAGCUAUACAACAACACCUGUCCUGUAUUGGCCUGCUUGGCUUGCAUGCCUGGUGUCACAGAAAGCAGGCAAUUUUUUAGGCGACUGAUUGGAUCCAUGGGAUGGGCAGCCAAUAUAUGGAGCUUAAUAGCUCUCAUUCUGUUCAUAUGUACAGCAUGGAUAAGUGUUGAAGCAGUAAAUAUUGCUGUUUAUUGCAAAAACAAGAUUGGUCUGUUUGCCAGCCCUGAUGGUUGUGACAAGUAUGUAGUGUGUUUCAAUGGCUUGGGUUGGCAGCAGCCAUGUUUAGAUGGACUCCAUUUUGACAAGACAACGAAAGUGUGUACAUUUGCAAGCACUGCAGGUUGCCAAGUACCAGCUCCAGCAGUGGAGGUCAAGGCUGUGCCAACACUACCUCCUGCAACAACAACAACAACAACAUUGACAACUGUUACAGAACCAAAGACAGUAGAUGAAAUCCUCACCCAGAAUACUAACAUAAACAGCAGUAACUACUACAAGUAUAGUGAGAAUGAAAAUGGUAACCUGGAUGAAAAAAGUGCUGCACAGUUUGAAAAACAAGACGAUGAACUUUCUGACAUUGUUUUAAAUGACCAUCAAGGAACUCAUGGGUCUUUCUCAGGCCAAGAUAGUUUACAAAACAUUCCACAUCCAGUGACAAGCUUUUCUUUGCAAACGUCACCUUUUUCUGCUCAUCAGACAAUUAAUGGCAAGCCACAUUUUUUACACCCAGCAGCAAAAGUUUCAAUAGAGCCAGUAGGCUUUAUUGGCUAUCCAGCUCAGCUUGUACAUAACUGGAAUACAAUUGAUCACCAAUACAGGGUUGUUCAUGGAUCACAAUAUAACCCAAAAAAUAUAGAAAUAUAUCCUACUAACAACAAUGGUGGUGGAGGUGGUGGUCACAGAUAUAACCCAAGACCUCUUGCAUCAAGCAGCUUUCUACCAAAACAUUCAGACCCAGGAGGACAGCUGCAUCCAUUUGAACAAGGAGGAGCACAUGUAGGGCCAGGAACAAAUAGGCAAGAAGGAGAUAUUGAGAGACACCAUGGAGGCAUAAAUAACCCACAAAGGGACAUAAAUAGACCACAUAGGGGCAAAAAUAGACCACAUACAAAUAAACAUAGGUCUCGGAGCAGCAUAAAUCAUACUCCCAGAGGCACAAAUAGACCUUACAGAGGCAGAAACAGACAUGGCCCCCAUUCUAAAAGACCACCUCCUGAGGUGUUCCAGCCCCCUGAAAAUCUGAAAGGUGGUUUUGGUGGUCAAGACCAAUAUAAUCCACCCAGUAUACCUGUGUUGAAGGAUAUGUUCAAUCUACCUGUGACACCUCCUUUUGGACCCCCACCUCACCCAGACUUUGUGGGGCCACUGAUAGAUUUUGGGAGACCCAUUCAUCUUUUGUUUAAUGGUGAAGAGUUGGUGUCAGAAGCCCAGAGGCAAUUGGAUGCUGCUGCCAGGGAGUCCAGACUAUACUUGGACAGUAAACUGGCAGAUGAGGCCGAGAGGGUUAGGUCAGGAAGAGGAUUUGUGGAUUCCAAGUCUUACCAGUAUGUGUCUGCCUUCAGCAAUGCCAAACCAUAUGUGAAACAGUUGUCUUUUGUGGCUGACAUUCUGCUACAAACAUGCAGGAUUAUCAAGGAGAGGUUCCACAUUGACAGAAGCCAAAUAUUAGAUGUGAUGACAAGGAUCCCCAGCCCAAUCCCACCCAACCCCAAUGUCCACCUUCCUGACACCCCAUUAUCCAGACCAAGUAGGGAUGUGUGUCCAUACCCCAAGAACUUCCAGUGUGAUGACCAGUACCGUUACAGGUCAUUUGAUGGGUGCUGUAACAACCCUCAGUACCCAGGUUAUGGCCGCGCUAUGAUACCUCAUGCUAGGCUGGUGGCUCCACAGUAUGGAGAUGGUGUUGAUACCCUGAGAAGAGCCAAGAAUGGGCAGGAACUGCCAAGUGGACGUGAAGUGAGCCUCCGUCUGUUCCAGGAUAUAAACAGACCCAGUAAUAUCAAUACCUUGAUGGUAAUGACCUUUGGACAGUUUGUUGACCAUGACUUGAGCCGCUCAGCUGCAACCAAAAUAUCAGUAGAAGCAAGUGGGUUGGGGAAGAUGGAAGAAGUUAAGUGUGGUUCUGAUGGAUGUGAAACAGGACAGAAAGGACUGGAAGCUUGUGUACCUAUAAAGAUUCCAGCAGGUGACCCAGACUUUGGUAAUAAGAGGUGCCUAAAGUUUGUGCGAACACAGGAGGUGCCAGCCUUGGAGUGUGGCUUUGGAUUUAGGGAACAGUUAAACCAGAUUACAUCUUGGAUAGAUGCUUCACAGGUCUAUGGGAGCAGCAAGGAAGAAUCUGAUUCUAUAAGAGAAUUUUCUGAUCCAAGACGUGGGCGAAUGAAGCUGACCCCUCACCCACAUGGAGCCUCUUACAAGUGGCUUCUCCCAAAAGAUGAUGUGGACCUCUGCAGAGAUGUGAAUUCAACUAUUAAAUGUUUUAUGGCAGGUGAUGAGCGUGUAAAUGAGCAAGCUGCCCUAACUGCCAUGCACACCAUCUGGGUACGUGAGCACAACCACAUAGAGGACAUGCUCUUCACCAUGAAUCCCCACUGGGGAGGAGAGAAGCUCUUCCAGGAAACCAGGAGGAUUAUUGGGGCUAUGAAUCAGCAUAUCAUUUUCAAUGAGUUAUUACCAGUGAUUCUGGGGAAAGAUGUUAUCAGAAGAGAAGGCUUGGAGUUGCAAGAUACUGGGUAUUAUGGAGGUUAUAAUCCUGCAGUAGACCCAGGCAUACCAAAUGCAUUUGCCACAGCUGCUUUCCGUUUUGGUCACACUCUGAUCCAGGACAUCCUCCCAAGGGCCAACAGGGACCACUCCAUCACAGACAGGAUCAUGCUGAGUAGUGCUUUCAGGCGUCCCGUUCAUAUCUAUGAUAGCUACCGUGGUGGUGUUGAUUCCAUUAUUACUGGGAUGUGUGACAUGCCAGCACAGACUUAUGACAGAUUCUUCACUAAACAAGUCACCAGACAUCUUUUUGCUGAGACACCACCUUUUGGACUGGGCAUGGAUCUAACAGCCUUAAAUAUACAGAGAGGCAGAGAUCAUGGGAUACCAGGUUACAAUUUCUACAGAAAGUUCUGCGGUCUCAGAUAUGCUCAUAGCUUUGAAGACUUUACCUCAGAUUUUGCUGAUGCCAGCGUGAUUCAAGAAUUAAAGAAACUGUAUAAGCACCCAGAUGAUGUGGACCUUUUUGUUGGUGGCAUCCUGGAGACUUCUGUACCUGGAGGCAUCGUUGGUCCAACCUUUGCUUGUAUCAUUGCUAGAACCUUCAAAAAUGUAAGAGAUGGGGAUAGGUUUUGGUAUGAAAACCCAAAUGCAGAAGGAUUUACCCCAGCACAGCUUCAGGAGAUCAGAAAAAUAUCUCUUGCUAGGGUGGUUUGUGAUAAUUUGGACAACAUUGACACCAUCCAGCCCUUCAUCUUACUUCAGCCCUUCAAGGCUGCUUUUGAAAACUUUGAUGUUGAGCGUCCACUAUUUGAUGAAGGUGACUUUUACCACAAACCUUAUGGAAGAAAUUAUAAUUUCUAUAAACCUCGCCAACAUUUCCAUAAACCCGCUGCCUCCAAGGCCGGCAUCCCUCAGACAUUAUUCAGGAAACUGUACCAGGGGGAUUUCAACAAGAGGGUGUCCUGCAAUCAGAUACCAUAUGUGGACCUGACUGUGUUCAUGGACACAUUUUUCAAAAAAUAGUCCUACAUUAAAAAGAGAUAUAACAGCUGAUGAGGCCAAUCAUGAAUCCUCUCUGCCCCAUGCAGUAUUUAUAUAUUGAAACCAGUUAUACACACAGGCAUAUGGGAGCUGCAAAAUAGUUAAGGAAAUGUGAAAGGCUCACAGAACCACAGGGAUCAAGAUAUUGUCGGCAAUCUGUAAAGGCUUUCUGCAUUUGAAAGAUGCACAGCAUGGUACAUAGGGUAUUUCCAUACUGCUGUCAGAUAAAAUUUACCUUUCAGACAUAUCAUUUUAUUUUGCAAUUUUUUAUUGAAAGCAGUGAGUGUUUAUCAAAUCAUUUUGCUGUUUUCAACUCGCUAAAGUUAUUUGGUGCAGAAAUACCAGGAACAUCAUUCACAGGACAGUUUUGAUCAAAUAUUGUCAUAUCCUUCUUUGGAGAAAAACUACUAUCAUAAAGGUAAAUCUUAUUCUUUUGGACACCAGAAACAUGAUUUGUAAAGUAAAUUUAUCUGAAAUCAAAUGGCUAUUGUCGGAAGUAAUCUUUAUUUAAAAAAGCUUGGUGGAGGUGCUAAAAACAAGUACUGUGAAAUAGUUUUAGAAAAAAUAUUUGGAAUAAAGGCUUUGAAAAUUGAAAA
This is a messenger RNA of Lingula anatina, 4586 nucleotides long. RefSeq names its product immunomodulatory peroxidase. Lineage: Eukaryota; Metazoa; Brachiopoda; Lingulata; Lingulida; Lingulidae. Gene Ontology annotation, biological process: response to oxidative stress. Gene Ontology annotation, molecular function: peroxidase activity; heme binding; chitin binding. Gene Ontology annotation, cellular component: extracellular region. The record is from RefSeq and is a predicted model, not a curated record.